This is a messenger RNA of Schizosaccharomyces cryophilus OY26, 578 nucleotides long. RefSeq names its product V-ATPase assembly factor Pkr1. The transcript has 2 exons. Gene Ontology annotation, cellular component: endoplasmic reticulum membrane. Lineage: Eukaryota; Fungi; Ascomycota; Schizosaccharomycetes; Schizosaccharomycetales; Schizosaccharomycetaceae. The record is from RefSeq and is a predicted model, not a curated record. Gene Ontology annotation, biological process: vacuolar proton-transporting V-type ATPase complex assembly. The coding region runs from base 87 to 440 and encodes 117 amino acids.
CCAUCUUGGAAACUCCAACUAGGAUUCAUUAGCAAGCAAAGGAUAGCAAUUUCUGUAACGAUUUUGACUGUUUCAUAAAAUAAACGAUGGCUUCUUACUUUCAAGAACUAUGGCAGAGCAUUUUCACACCUGGUGUAACUCCAGUAUUAGCAAAGUCUGCUCAUAUCGCCUGUGCAGCACUGGCUGUCUUAUUUCUAGCCCUGUAUAUUAGUACGAAAAGCAUUCAUUGCAUAAUUCUUUUGGUAUUAACUCUGUGUCUUUGGUUGUCUUUAAUAUGGUUUCUCGUAGAACUUGCUCAUAGUCGCAUGCAAGGUUAUUUGACGUCUGAAAACCAAAAUCAAAAUCAAAACGAGAGAAGAACUAGUUCUUCGACGGAUCAGAGUCAGGAUCUUUCUCUGGACGAAGAGCCUUUGAGAGCUCGUACAGCUAGUAAGGGUUAGCGAUAUUUAUGUCCAUAUAUCUUCAGACUUAUAAAGAUAGAUAAAUAGAAAUAGCAUAAAUCUUAGAAUCCUAGGAUUCCUUUCGUAUUGAAUUCAACAAGAGAUUCGCUUAUUGUAUCCUUAAUUCAUAACUGAUUA